AUGCAUUCACCAUUAUUGAAUAGUUAUAUUUUUAUUUGUAAAUUAAUGAUAUGUAUUACAGUGCUUAUAGCAUUGCAUUCUCAUCAUUGGAUGCAAGACGAUGAUGGAAGAAAUCAUCACGGACUUAAAAAAAGGUGCUAUGAAUACGGCAGUAGAUGCUAUGAAGAUAACCAUAUUCAACGAAAAAUCUGGCUUUAUCUUAUAAUUCCUAUACUUAAUGUUGUAAUUGAAUCAUCAAAUAUUCUUCUUCUCUUAUGUACGCGAAGUCGAUCUCGUAUUAAUUUAAUUUUAGAGGAAAUCAUGCUUGUAACAAGUUUGGUGUUUGUAGUACCAAAUAUUUUUAUUAUUGCCGUGAUUUGUAUACAUGCUAGUCUUAAAUAUGAAGAAAUAGAUUGGUCAAUGAAAAUAUAUGUCAUAUCAGUAAUAUUGUGUCUUAUUGAUUUCGUAUGUUCAAUAGUUCGUGUGGUAUCAUAUUGUCGUCAUAAUUCCUUUCGUUCACAUCCAGUAACAUAUACAUCAAAUAGUAAUCAUGAAACAAUUAAUAUUCAAUCCGAAUAA
Messenger RNA from Adineta steineri, 558 nucleotides. NCBI's taxonomy places the organism in Eukaryota, Metazoa, Rotifera, Eurotatoria, Adinetida, Adinetidae. The record is from the annotation of a GenBank genome assembly.